AUGGUCACCAAGUUCGUCAAACCUAGUGUCGACAUGGAUAUGCCGCCCAGUGGCAGCUUGAGCCCUAUUGCUCGUCAAUAUCUUUCUGGCUUGACCUCGCCACAGAGACCUCUCACGCUACCAGGAUGCACAGCAAAUGAUAUGGAAGAAAAGCCUAUAUCCAUCUCAAAUGAGAUGUUACAGGCUUAUGUCAUGAUGCGCGGACCUGGUCAGGGCUUCGGUACAGAUCCGGAUGAUCCUCUACUUGACUGGGUCCUCCUUCGUGACGAGAUCGAAAUGAGGGAGGGAAAGAAGCUUGGUGGAGGGAAGAAAGACAUCCGGAGGUUGCUAUCAAACGUUAAUCGCGUCCUUCACUCCGAGCAGUCUCCCAAAAGUUCGCCUCAAACUAACGUCUUCGAAUUGCAUCGUCCUGAUGUCAAACAUAUCCAUCCUCCUCAAGGCAUGGACUUAUCCAUGCAUAUGCUCAAUGCUUGCUGCGACGACUUCGAAUUCGAAGAGGAUGGAACUGAUGAUGAGGAGCACGUUCCCCGUGGUCGCAUCUCACCUUGCACAUUUCUUGCUUGGUCCAAGGGCUGUAAGGCCUGGGAAGAGGUCGGUUCCAGGAGACAGAGACAAGAGUCGAUGGCAAACACAAUGACAAGUCGUCGUCGACCACAGUCCCCUGAGCUAUACAGCACUCCGCCGAGCACAUUGCGACGUGACCGCUGGCCCACGUGGAAUCGUCAUCAGGAUUGUAUGGAAUCUGGAACACCGCUCUCGCCUUACUAUCAAGUGCCUUCAAGUCCUUCGAUGCUUUGGAAUGCCGAAGGCAUAGACGGCGAUCGAAUGGAAUGGAAGCCGCAGUUCGAGGAUUAUUAUAGGCGCAUGGACUACAAGGCGGCAAAGAAGUUGCAACAGCUCAAGCAGUAUGGCAACGUGGACUCGGAAACAAUGAGUCCUAUGAGCAACGAUGUGUUCUUUGCCCAAUUGAGCCCUUCUGCACCCCAGGCUCAGAACCAUCGCCAACGAAAUAUGAAGUCCGAAAUUGAUGGAAUAGUUGCUGACGACAUCAAGGAGCUUGACCCCAACGCCGAUAUCAGUGCUGCCAGAAAUGUCAUUUGCGAUCAACGUGUCCGCCUUGAGGCCGCAAAAGCCGAGCACGAUCAGAUUUAUCGCACUAUUGAUGAGCAGGCACAGCGCAUUCGCGAUCUAGAGCUGGAAAAGCAAAUUGUUACUUUGGCAGUGUGGAAUGUGCAGAACAAGCGCGAAGUGGAGGGAGAACAGCGGAGAUGGAAGCUGAUUCACGAGACUCCCGAGGAGAAGAAGCUCCGCCAGCAAGUGCUCGGUCAUUUCCGCCACCAUAUCAAGGAUAUCGACUACAAGAACACCAUGACCAACGCGAAGAUAGAGCACGACCGCAAGAAGAAGGAUUCUAACGACCAAGUAAUACGCAAGCUUGAGAAAGAUAUCCUUCAGGCCUGUGGAGGUGUUGGCAAGUCUCACCCCGAAGAGGUGUAUGAUGAGUUACGUGAGGGUGGAGAGUAUCGUCCGAUAGAUCCACGAACAAUAUUCCAUCACGGCUUCCAGUUUGGAUCUGCGUACACCGACAUUGCCGCCCAGCGUUCACCGCUAAGAGCCCCCAAGGAUGGAGAACAGCGACAGAUGGGAGAGCAGCAAGAACAAUCACAAGGUGUAGAGCUUCAGGGAGACAUCCCGCAAGGAAUGCAGUACCCAGCGCAAUUUUCUUCAUUGUUCUACCCACAUAUUGGGCUCGGCCCUUAUGAUUUGUACGGUGUCCAUGGCAGCGACAAUCAUUUCGAUAUUGAGGCCCAUCAGACAAGCAUUCACGACCCUGAAGCCAGCGACAGCAAGUCAGACAGUGACAAAGGCAGCGAGCUAAUGGAUACUGAAGAUGUCUACGACGCUCAGGGCUUUCCAAUCUCUCCCAGUUUAAAUGUGAUGUCGGUUUCUCAUCAGACUGCAACAUGCGCCGAUACCCCCAGCAGGGCUAGCAUGGAACCCAUUGCGAACUUUCCGUGGACGAUGCCAUCCGCAGCUCCGUUCAACGACUAA
This is a messenger RNA of Truncatella angustata, 2052 nucleotides long. RefSeq lists its product as uncharacterized. The record is from RefSeq and is a predicted model, not a curated record. The transcript is spliced from 3 exons. Bases 1 to 2052 code for a protein of 683 amino acids. NCBI's taxonomy places the organism in Eukaryota, Fungi, Ascomycota, Sordariomycetes, Amphisphaeriales, Sporocadaceae.